GAGACUUUAGCUUGUCUCUUUUAUUCCUCUUUUCUUUUCUGAGUGUUCCCAUUUCCUGUGGACUUAGCGUUUACCCAGUUUGCAGAGCAAAGAAAUGGAAUAUUAGAAGUUAGAACCUGUCUUCUUUGGCUUGCUAUAUAAUAUUUCCAUUUGUAUAUUAACCAUUAUUCAUUAAAUCAUUGACUCACUCACUUCCAAGUGAAAACAAUGCCAGAGUCUUUUCUGUUCAAUACUGCAGAGAGCAUUUUGGAGAAAUUGGCCUCUCUUGCUCUUGAAGAAUUUUUAUUGGCAUGGGGGAUUGAAGAUGACCUUGAAAAAAUUAAAGAAAUGUUACUUGCUAUCAAAGCUGUGCUUUCUGAUGCAGAGAAGCGUCAAUCCCAGGAUCACCGGAUAGAGUUUUGGCUUGGAAAGCUUAAAGAUGUCCUUUAUGAUGCAGAAGAUGUGAUUGAUGAGUUCCGCUGUGAAGCUUUGCGCAGGCAAGUGGUGAAAUCUGGAAGCACUACGAGGAAGGUCCAAACCUCAAUUAGUUGAGUUGCGUUUACACGUGGGCUUCCCUGAACCAAAGGAAUAGCUUGAUUGCUAGUAAGACAUUAUACAUAUUAAUAGUCUUCUACAUCAUUUUUCAAAUUUUGAAUAAUUAUGUUACUAAAAAUAUUUGUUGUAUAACAUGAAAAAAAACUAUUGAUUUAAACCUUUGAUAUUAUUGAUAACACAUUUUUCAAAAUGGAAAAAAAAAAAAAAUGUUCAUGCUGGUUUAAUUUGAGUGUUUGGAAGAUGGAAAUUAUACGAGGUUGCUAGGUGCAGUGAAUUAUAUUGCCCCAGAGGU
This is a messenger RNA of Jatropha curcas, 826 nucleotides long. NCBI's taxonomy places the organism in Eukaryota, Viridiplantae, Streptophyta, Magnoliopsida, Malpighiales, Euphorbiaceae. The record is from RefSeq and is a predicted model, not a curated record.